UUAAGUUAUCUGUUUUUGUACCUACAUAUAUAUUACAGACAUAUUUACAUAUAUAAUAAGUAGUUUUACCUACUAGUAUGCAUACUACUAAUUCAUACUAAGGGGUUGGUGGCAUUUUAAGAAUUACAAAUGAUAUUAAAGAUCGUUUAAAAUAACCCAGCAGAUCGAAAAAUAGCGCUUCUUCGACAAUUGGUUUUGCGCACCGUAACAACUCAUAGUUCAACGACCAAGGAUUGUCAACUAAGACACAACGUCUUUGCACGUAUUCCUGUUACAACAAUAACAACAAAGAGCUAAUACAUCCUUAAAGAAUAGACAAUUUUAGACUUGCUUGCAACAUGGUCGGUGCCACGUAUGUAUUUUUUGUAAACGAGAGAAAAGGCACAGUCCACAAAUGAUAUAGAGAGCAUACAUUAGUAUUGAUUCUUCUGUACAAGCCUCGAUAGUCUUAUACUGAUUUUACUUUAAAUUAUCGGUGAUAACUUUUUAAAAAAGAUCAGAUGAAUUGUGAUCAAGAAAGAUUUAUAAUCACAGAAAACUAUAAUGGGAGAGCAUUAAGGGUUUGUGUUAAAAAAAAAAACACGAAAACGACUAUUAAAGCUUAAAAAAAUUGAGCGAUAAAUAUUAGUUUUACAACUAGAUAUAUAUUUUGGUUAUUGAUCCCAUCUUUCAUAUAUCAGAAUUUGAGAUAAUGGUAGAAUAACAAUAAAAAGUCCCACAUGUAUAAAAACCGAUGUCAGUACCAUAUUAGACCCACUUCUGAAACCCUAUUCAACUGGCAUAAAAUGAUUAUAAACGUCUCAUAGUGGGGUAUAAAAAAAAUACUAUGGAAAUAAAUCUGUGACUUGUUAAUGGUUGGUCCGAUUUAAAUUUGGACCUCAUAGGACCUCAUUAACGUUGGUUUGCCCAGAGGUCCACAAAACGAUUCGGUUUCUUUGUUUGUAAUCCGAUUUCGAAUAUAAUUUGUAUGUAUGAAAUCUACUUGUCCAUUACUUUAAAUGACCAGUCUAUAAAUUAUAUCUUAUAGUAUUCGAAUUUAAAUUUAAAACUUUUGUAUUUUAUUUACAUUUGAGGUACCCUGCCCCCUAUAGAUAGUCUGCAUUAGGGGUAUGGAACUUCCCAUGUUCACAGUAAUAAAUGUCAAUAUUCUUUGUAUAAACUUUUAAGAAUCUAGAUCUAAUAGUUUCCCAGAUAAACGAAUUUUAAUAUAUAAUUCAUAUGGAGGUUUCACGUCCUCUAUUGCUAUUCCGCCAAUUAAUUACCCAAAUGUUCAUAUGGAUGACGUUAACUGUUAUAGUUUAUUAAAUAUAUUUUUAUAUUUAAUUCAUUUGAAAGGUUGGUUUGAAGAUAAGUUGGGUUGAACUAGGUUGAUAGGGGGACACUUAGGCCAUUAUCGCGCCCGUUGUGCGCUUUUUAAUGAAGGAAAAAUGUUUAUUUGUAAAAAAUUUUAAAAAACUGUGGUCGUGUGGAAUGUUACAUCCGGAAUAAUAUCACUCCCAAGAUACUUGCAUCUAAAUUUGAGGAAUAUUUGACAGUGGCAAAGAAAGUGCUCCAGAGUUUCACUAUCACAUUCCACAUGCUCUAUAUUCGUUUGAAUCCGCACAUGCUAUUUCUAUAGCUGUGAUAGUCGUAGUUAGGUAGAUAGGUAGGUACCCUUAUAAUAUAAAACUUACCUCUGGUAGUGAAACUUUUCUUUAAGCACAAUAUGGUCUUAGAUUUAGCUUUAUCACCUGCAAACCCGGGCGCCAAUUUUUAUGGAAAUUAUCACUUGAAAAUUUCAGGAAUAUCGGUCUAUAAAGUUCAAACAAACAAAUACACAUUAAUGUUCGUAUAUAUCUUAUAUUUGUCAUUGUGUACUUUUAAUAUUGUUUCAAAUCACAACAUUUAGGAAAAUCGGUAAUAAGUAUUGUGAUUGUGUAAAAAUAUUCAUAAUGUAAAAAUUUCAUUCAGCCUUUUCAGAAUUCUUAAAGAUAUUUAAGUUAUCAUGUAGAAAUAGCCAGUGCCAACCCCUUAAUAGUUUUGCGUGCAUUAGGCAAGUUUAAACGAUUAAUUACAAUUUAAACAAGCUUACAACAAGUGACCAAAACAAAAUUCCAUUGUUGCAGUAUAGCUAGCCAGUGAAUGGCCUACAGAAAUAUAGAGAAUCUAAAUCUUUAAAAAAACACAAAAUAUUAAAAAUAACUGAAAAAUUCUAGUGAUAAAAAAAUAAAUAAACAAAAAUAAUAAAUUAAAACCAAACAAAAAUCAUAUCCCAACUAAAGAAAAUAACCAAAUGGAAUGAAAAUAUUGUAAAAAAAUUUAACCACAUUAAGGCAAAAAAAUUUAAAUUAUCAAAAAUUUCCCACCAACAAUAACAACACUACAAUAAUGACGAAAAUAAUUUACGAUACAACAGCGGCAAUGAAUAACAGUGACUUUGUUAAUUCAACGUACAUGUUUGCUGAGGCUACGGAUAAAACUAUUUAUGAAACUGGUUAUGAUUUUGAACAGUCCAUCUUUGGACCCAAACGUGAUUCAUUGAAAAUUGUCAUACCGGUGACCGUUAUUUAUGUUUUAAUCUUUAUAACGGGCGUUAUAGGCAAUAUCAGCACGUGUAUAGUGAUAAAAAAGAAUCGUUCAAUGCAUACGGCCACAAAUUAUUAUCUCUUUAGUUUGGCCAUUUCCGAUUUUAUGCUACUGUUAUCGGGUGUACCGCAAGAAGUCUAUAUGACUUGGUAUAAAUAUCCUUACCCUUUUGGUGAAUACUUUUGUGUGGGUCGUGGCAUAGUGGCGGAAACUUCUGCUAAUGCUACCGUCUUAACCAUAACCGCUUUCACGGUAGAACGUUAUGUGGCCAUAUGUCAUCCGUUUUUUGGUCAGGCCAUUUCGAAAUUAAGUCGUGCCAUUCGUAUAAUCAUAAUAAUUUGGUUACUCUCCAUACUUACGGCCAUACCGCAAGCUCUACAAUUUGGCAUUGUUUCUAUACAAGGUGUGGAAAAUUGUGUACUGGCUAAUGUUAUAAUUAAGCAUUCAUUUCAAUUAUCCACCUAUAUAUUCUUCUUUGCACCCAUGUCUAUAAUAUUCGUUUUGUAUCUUUUAAUCGGUGUACGUUUGUAUCGUUCAAAUGUUAUUGACGGCAGUAGCAGUGGCGGUGGUCAUAAUAAUUCAAAUUCCAAAGAUUUGCAUCGUUUUCGCAAUGAUUUGUCUAUUGGUUUGAAUAGUUCAAAUUCUCAUGUACGUCGUGGCCGCUUAGGUAUGAAAAGUACACAAAGUGAUACGAUUUUAUAUCGUUAUUCCGGGGGUACUCAAGUCAGUGCGGUGCGUGGACGCAUUAAUCAAUUUGGCACGAAGCGAGUUUUGAAAAUGCUGGUUGCCGUAGUCAUCUGUUUCUUCUUGUGUUGGGCACCAUUCCAUGCACAGCGUCUUAUAGCAGUCUAUGGUAGCAGUGGAUUAAUUGCUGGUGGAGAGGAAAAUACUGGCAUGAGUGUGGGUGAUGAUAGUGACUCUGCAAUUUUUAAUCUUUCUCUGACGACUGAACAAAUAUUUGCAGCAACAGAAAUUACAACUGAGGCAACUGCUUUAAAUUAUCUUAAUUUUAAUAGUUCCAAUAAUAAUAAACAACGUGAACAGCAUACAAAAGUCUAUACAGUAAUGACAUACAUAUCAGGUGUUUUAUAUUAUUUAUCCACCUGUAUUAAUCCAUUACUGUACAAUCUAAUGAGUAAUAAAUUUCGUCAAGCUUUUAAGUCCAUACUCUUUGGUAAAAAAUCCUCAAAUGCACGCAGAUCACAAAAUUCCCAACGUAGCAUGAGUCGUAAGGCCACCACGACUCAUUCAUCAUCCAUACAUCGGGGUUCGAGUGAAUCGGAAAUGCAAUCAAAAGUCUCAUUGUUACAGACUAUUUCAAAUGAAAGAAAAUUUACUCCACAAAUGAUUCCAUAAUUUUUUAUUUAUUUA
Messenger RNA from Lucilia cuprina (Australian sheep blowfly), 3936 nucleotides. RefSeq names its product pyrokinin-1 receptor (gene PK1-R). The record is from RefSeq and is a predicted model, not a curated record. Gene Ontology annotation, biological process: neuropeptide signaling pathway. NCBI's taxonomy places the organism in Eukaryota, Metazoa, Arthropoda, Insecta, Diptera, Calliphoridae. Gene Ontology annotation, cellular component: plasma membrane. Gene Ontology annotation, molecular function: neuropeptide receptor activity. Bases 2368 to 3921 code for a protein of 517 amino acids. The transcript has 4 exons.